UAAAAAAUAUUUUGAAAUUAAAUAAAAUAUUAUUUUUUUUAAAACUAUUUUAUUUUUUGACAGUAUUACAUAUAAUAUUCAUAAUUAUGAUGGGAUCAUCAUCUGCCACUCUUUCAAAUAAUAAGGAAAAUAUAGGCAAAUAUUUAUCUGCUUCGUAUAAUAAUUUUACAAAAGAUCUUUAUAAAGAAUUGACUUCUACCAAUGUAGGAAAUAUUGUUAAUUCACCAUUAAUAAUACAUAUGAUAUUGUCUCAUCUUUCUCAUGGUGCAGAAUCUACUACUUUAGAUGAAUUAACUAAGAGUCUUUAUCACUAUAAUAAAAUUUUAAUACAAGAGGGAUAUAAAUCAUUAAUUAUUAAAUUAAAUGAAUUGUCCUUGGUUAAAUUGUAUAUUGCGAAUGCAAUGUAUAUUCAAGAUGGAUUUGAAAUAUUGACAGAAUUUUUAACAGUAGGAAAAGAUAUUUAUCAAUCUGAGAUUUCAAAAGUAGAUUUCAAAAAUAAUGUAGAGGCAUCUCAAAAAAUCAAUGCUUGGGUUAAUGAAAAAACAAAUAAUAAAAUAUCUUAUUUUAUAUCUUCAGAUAAUUUUAAUGAGAAUACAAAAUUAAUAUUAAUAAAUGCAAUAUAUUUUAAUGGUACUUGGUUAAAUACAUUUAAUGUAAGAGAUACAAAAGAUAGAAUAUUUCAUGUAUUAAAAAAUCAAACAAAAUUUAUACCAACAAUGUAUAGUAAAUCUAAAUAUACUCAUGGUGAAAUGCCAAUUUUGCAAGCUAAAUUUAUUGAAAUUCCAUACAAGAAUCCAGAUGUUGUAAUGAUAAUAAUAUUACCAAAUCAAAUAGAUGGUCUUUUAAAUUUGCAAACUAAUUUUUCAUUUGAAAUGCUUGCAAAUACAACUCGAUCCAAUAAUGAUAUUGAAUUAUAUCUUCCAAAAUUUAAAAUUGAGUUUACAGUGGAUUUAAAAAAUGUUUUGAAUAAGCUUGGUUUAAGUACAAUGUUUAAACCAAAUGCAAAUUUUAAUCGUAUUUCUAAUACACCACUAAUGGUUGAUAAAGUUUUGCAUAAAGCAAUUAUAGAUAUUAAUGAAGAAGGUACUGAAGCUGCAGCUACAACAGCUGUUUUUUUAAGACUUCGACGUUGUACAUACCCGGAGGAAACAGAAAAAUUUAUAGUUGAUCGACCCUUUAUGUUUAUAAUUGAAUAUAAACCAAACAACAUACCACUUUUUAUUGGGAAUGUACAGGAUAUAGAAGUUACUUCACAAAAAGAUGAAUUAUAAAUUCCUUUUAUAACAAGGAUUAAUCAAUAAUUAUUAAAUUAAAACAUAUAUCUUUGUUUUUAAUAUGUAUAUAUAUAUGUAUAUAUAUAUAAAUUAUUUUAUAUACG
Apis laboriosa (Himalayan honeybee) is the source of this 1378-nucleotide messenger RNA. Its product is annotated as leukocyte elastase inhibitor-like. The record is from RefSeq and is a predicted model, not a curated record. The transcript has 8 exons. Gene Ontology annotation, molecular function: serine-type endopeptidase inhibitor activity. Lineage: Eukaryota; Metazoa; Arthropoda; Insecta; Hymenoptera; Apidae. Bases 87 to 1271 code for a protein of 394 amino acids.